This is a messenger RNA of Plasmodium cynomolgi strain B, 1146 nucleotides long. RefSeq lists its product as hypothetical. The annotation marks the transcript as partial. The record is from RefSeq and is a predicted model, not a curated record. NCBI's taxonomy places the organism in Eukaryota, Apicomplexa, Aconoidasida, Haemosporida, Plasmodiidae. The transcript has a single exon.
UGGAAAAAAUUAAAAUGGCUAGCUUCAAGUCAUUAUUGUUAAACAUUUACCUUUUUUCGUUGAUACAAAUAAGCUGCAAGCUAACUGGGAAGAAGAAGUGCGAACAAUGGGACUCGUGGUCUAUGUGCAAGGACGGAAUUAGCACCAGGAUAUGUUUAACGGACAAAUCCGUAACAGAUAAGGUGACCUGCAAGGUGUGUAACAUUUGGGAAGAUUGGUCUGACUGUGAAAAUGGAAAGAGACACAGAAAAGUGGUUAACUGUCCCUUCAUUCGGGAAGACCAGGAUUGUGAUCCAAACAAUUCAAACGAAGAAAACGCCAGAAAUAAUAGCACCAUUUAUUUUAACAGUUUCGAUCAUCACGAUGAGCAAGGUGACAACAUCGAAGAGACCUUGGAGGAAGAAAGCAAUUUACCCGUCACGGGUGAUAGCAGCGAACCGACUUUCCUCGAACAGGGCCCACAUGGGGAAAGAAAACAGCACGGCAUGAGCGAAAGUUUCGCACACGUUGGCAAAGCGGAUGCUACUGCUCAGCAGCACAACGAGGUGUUGACAAGCACGGCCCACUCUGAAGUGUCACCCCCCGCAGGUGAUGCGAACAACGAGAUCCAUGCGAAUCACCCCAACCAAGAUGCAGCGCAUGGAUCACAUAAUAAUAGCAAUGAAGCCCAAACGAAUGCAACACAUCCGAGCAGCCACAACCUCGGAGAUGACCAUGCGGACGCAGCCCCAUCCAGUGAACCAAAAAGAACAAAGAAUUUCCGUGAUCAUAAGUUUGAGGAUUUUUCAAGCACCUCUGGAGAAGGCCAAAAUAAAAACCAUACCGAGGGAAAUACAAAUCGAAGCAGCUUCUACGAAGAGAAAGGAAAUCAGCAUGAACAUAGCAAACAUAAGUGGAGAAGAAAAUACAAUGCAGGAGGGGGAAGUGGAGGUGCACCAAAGUUUAAUCAAACAUACAUCGCUAGUGGAAUGGGUCUUCUCUUUCUCGUAACUGGAAGUGCCGCUAGCUAUGCCUUGUACAAUGGCAAGUACAAGCAACUGAGUGAAGAAGCAAAGAAUGAAAAUUUCGAAGUCAUAUUUAAUGAAGACAUAAAGGCUGGGGAAAACAGCAAGUCCAUGUACGAGGAUGAGUUUUGGGCCCUCGGUU